Staurois parvus is the source of this 322-nucleotide messenger RNA. NCBI's taxonomy places the organism in Eukaryota, Metazoa, Chordata, Amphibia, Anura, Ranidae. The record is from the annotation of a GenBank genome assembly.
GAUUGGCAGAGAGGGGUGGAGGACACUGAGCGGAGGCCAGUGAAGGGAUUGGCAGAGAGGGGUGGAGGACACUGAAUGGAGGCCAGUGGAGGGAUUGGCAGAGAGGGGUGGAGGACACAGUUGAGAAUGGAGGCCAGUGGAGGGAUUGGCAGAGAGGGGUGGAGGACACUGAAUGGAGGCCAGUGGAGGGAUUGGCAGAGAGGGGUGGAGGACACUGAGUGGAGGCCAGUGAAGGGAUUGGAAGAGAGGGGCAGCAGUCGCUGAUCGGUUGACCAGUGAGGAGGGAGUUGCAGAGCGGCAGGAUUUAGCCAGUGAGUGGAUG